Messenger RNA from Lymnaea stagnalis (great pond snail), 1461 nucleotides. The record is from the annotation of a GenBank genome assembly. NCBI's taxonomy places the organism in Eukaryota, Metazoa, Mollusca, Gastropoda, Lymnaeidae.
AGCGACCUAAACGUCCAGUCCGUGGUCCUGGCGAUGACGUCACUGCUCAUGUCCCUGUUCAUCACGUUCGUCAACAUCCUCACGAUAGUCGUCAUCAGGCGGACGCCCUUCCUCCGGACGCUGUCCAACAUGUACGUUACCUCGCUGGCCGCGUCCGACCUGGUUGUGGGCCUCGGCCUGAUCCCGCUGUCCCUCUUCUACAUCCCUUCCUUGCGGGACAGGCUCUUCGACCGCAACAUCCACUUCUGCGCGUUUAUCUUCGGCCUCAACCUCGGCGUGUCCAUCGUGUCCAGCAUCACCAUGACGCUCAUCGCCACCGACCGCUACAUCUACAUCCUGCGACCGUACGCCUACAAGCGGGUGGUCACCAGGCGGUACGUCCUCGUCCUCGUCUGCCUGACGUGGGUGUUCGGCGUGCUCUACGGGCUGCUGCCCCAGCUGAUCCACAACGAUGCCGCUGGCGUGCCCAAAUGCGACAUCACGCUGGUCAUGCCCGUGGGGUAUCUCUUCUACACCAACCUGACCAUCUACUCCAUCCUCAUCGUCUUAGACUUCGUGCUGUACACGCAGAUUCUGUACACGGCUUACCGCCAGCGGAGGAUCAUUGACGCGGCGGCGCCGGUGGUCAGUGAGCCGCCGUCUCGGGUGGCGGCAACUCGGACGUCUCAGUGUCUCGCUUCAGAUACAUCGCAGUCGUGUGACCAUAGUGCGCCCAAAGCAGCGCACACGAGUGACCCCAGUUUUGUACGUAGUCACGACAAGGUCUCGAGCACACGUAGCGUCACACCAAGUGUUACCACUGCACUGAGAACCUUCUGUCAAACUCAGGCUGAUGUUUUGACAAUCGCGAUCAUGGAAGCCUCUGAAAUUGAAGCGCGAAAAAUCGGACACCCGGAUAAAAUGAAUGGUGGGGAAAAUUCUGUGAUCGCCGCGGCGCCCCGGGAUAUAAUACACGGUGCUAAAAGGUCUGUAAUUACCCCGGCGCCCCAGGAUAAAAUAAAUGGUGUGAAAAGUUCUGUAAUUACUCCGGCGCCCCAGGAUAAAAUAAAUGGUGUGAAAGGUUCUUUAAUUACCCCGGCGCCCCAGGAUAAAAUAAAUAGUGUUAAAAGUUCUGCAAUCACCUCGGCGCCCCAGGAUAAAAUAAAUAGUGUUAAAAGUUCUGCAAUCACCCCGGCGCCCCAGGAUAAAAUAAAUAGUGUUAAAAGUUCUGUAAUCACAUCGGCGCCCCGGAAGAAGGGAAACCUGCGACUGAAGAGCAUUAAAUUCUUCCUGACAGUAUUCGGGGUGUACUUCAUGUGCCUGACGCCCACGGUGGUGUGCAUGGGCGUCGACUACUACAGCCCCGUCCCCAGGUUCCUGUACAACACGUUCAACUUACUCGCCCUGAUGAACUCUGGGAUUAACUUCGUCAUCUACAUUCUCCUCAACGUCAAGUUCAAGGUCUCCGUCAUGAGAUUUCUG